AUGCGUACCCUGGUCGCCCUAACAAAAUUUCAUAGAUUCGACGAUGCUACUUACACAAUGAGUAUCACCUCAACGGCGCUAAACUAUCGAUAUGAGAACGGCCGCAGGUACCAUUCAUACCACGAAGGAGAAUACGUCUUGACCCAUCACAUUUACAACCUGCUUUUAAAGGGAGAACUGACCCUUGCACCGGUGACAAAACCACACCGGGUAUUAGAUCUCGGGACAGGGACGGGAAUAUGGGCGAUGGACUAUGCGGAGGUGCCACCUAACUGCCGCUUCGAAGUGGAUGACUUCGAACAGGCAUGGUCACAUCAACAACCAUUCGACCUUAUUCACGGGCGUGAACUGGAAGGCUGCAUUCGCGACCAUGGCCGGUUCUUUGCACAGACUCUAGACAACCUUAAUCCUAAUGGGUGGCUUGAGAUGGCAACAUUUGAAACCAAAACCUAUUCAGAUGAUGACACGCAUCUGAAGGCAACGAACUUUCUCUACGCGAUCAAGAAUAUCCAUGAAUCCUCCAAGCUCUUCGGCAAAGACAUGGCCUCUUCGUCAACAUGGAAGUCUCGCAUGGAAAGUGCGGGGUUUGUGAAUGUGACGGAAGAAGUCUACCUGUUACCCCAAAGCCCUUGGCCGAAAGACCCCAAACUCAAGGAACUUGGUCGAUACCACCAACUCAAUAUGAUAGAGGCCAUUUCGCCCUACACGUACGCAUUAUUCACGAGGAUGCUCCGCUGGUCCCGUGUCGAAAUUGAGGCGCUGUUGGCUGGAAUUAGGAAAGAGCUGCGGAACACGUCUUAUCAUUUAUACACCAAGGUACGGGUUGUAUAUGGCCAGAAAUCCGGGUGA
Penicillium salamii is the source of this 849-nucleotide messenger RNA. Lineage: Eukaryota; Fungi; Ascomycota; Eurotiomycetes; Eurotiales; Aspergillaceae. The record is from the annotation of a GenBank genome assembly.